Drosophila santomea is the source of this 1316-nucleotide messenger RNA. RefSeq lists its product as uncharacterized. The record is from RefSeq and is a predicted model, not a curated record. The transcript has 4 exons. NCBI's taxonomy places the organism in Eukaryota, Metazoa, Arthropoda, Insecta, Diptera, Drosophilidae. Bases 200 to 910 code for a protein of 236 amino acids.
GGCAUUCCGAACGGAAAGCUCGCCGCGAACGCACGUAAAACCGAGCAGCGGAGAAAAAUAAGAGAAAUAAUAAUACGUCUAUAAGAGGGCCCGCAGAACAAGCCAAACGAGCGCUUAAUCAUCCAAAGUACCCGUGCGUGAGUGAUAAGGAGCUAAUUGAUAAAGGAAGUGACGGUGCCCGCAUAUCUAAAUUCGCAAUAUGGCCCUGCGGAAAAGUUUGGUCUUCAGCUGCGCGCUUCUGUUGGUUUUGCUGCUGGCGGAGUCCCAAGCCAAGCCCUCGCAGGAUUUGAACAAGCCGCAGCCGGAGGAACUAAGUGAUCUGAGGGCAGGAGCUGCUGCAGCAGGAGGAGUGGGAGAGGUGGCCAGAAAUAAGACAGCUGUCGUGGAGGAUACUCCCUACGAAUCCGACUCAGAGGCGGAAUCGGAGGAGCAGCAGAGGCGGUCGUAUCCUCACCGCGACGAGGACCAGCUAAACUCGGCCACCAACUUGGUUUUGGCACAGAACUACAAGUACGACGUGGAGAUCCUGGAAUCCGGGGAUGCAGACCAAGACGACAGUAGCAUGGACGACGUGGACGAUCUAGAAGAGCGCUUCAAGGGUCGCGGUGUGGUGUUCAGCACGGACACCGAGACCUUCGCUUCCGAGAACAUCGAGAUGAGCCCGGUGGACGUGCAAGCGAAUGCGGUUAGCCAGGGACACGUGCUGCUCGGCAUCGUGGUGGUGGCACUGGCCUUGGUCUCCAUUUGCCUGUACGCCGGCCUAGUCAUAUGGCGCUCGCACCUGGAGCAGCGGUAUGGAAUGCGCGAACGGCUGGUCAACCGGGACUUGGAGGAGGAAGCGGGUGGUGCCGACGACGUCGAUUAUCAUGUCUAUGCCCCGACCACGACGCCAGCUACGCCUAGGGCGUAGUCCGCUCGAAAUCUGGUCCGAUUUGAUCCGAUCUGGUGGGCUUCAAUUGGACCUGUUCUCGGUUUAAAGUGCACAAUCACCACUCAAUUCAGUUCAGACGAGACGAGUCGAGACGAGACGACAAUUCAUCGCAGCCACAUCGAGGAUGGAGGAUGGAGAGAGGGCGCUCAAUCGUCUAAUGAAUGCCAUAAAUUUCCACGACAAGCUGAAAAGCAUUCCGCUUCCCAAUUACACUAUAAAGGCGUUGCUAAAGGUCACGCCGAUAUCUAACAGCGCAGUUGACAAGCCCAAUUAGUUAGUAAGUUUCUGUGAUAUUGUUCUAGAGAUUCUUUUGUACGUCCUUGCACUAACAAUAUGCAUAGAACCCGCGUCGGUAAUCGAUAAUAAAAACUACUUGUAUAUGUAA